Molecule: messenger RNA, 961 nt
Organism: Ceratina calcarata
Lineage: Eukaryota; Metazoa; Arthropoda; Insecta; Hymenoptera; Apidae
Gene: Ercc1
Product: DNA excision repair protein Ercc1
Exons: 5
Coding region: 108-875 (255 amino acids)
Biological process (GO): mitotic recombination; UV-damage excision repair
Cellular component (GO): nucleus; ERCC4-ERCC1 complex; nucleotide-excision repair factor 1 complex
Molecular function (GO): single-stranded DNA binding; damaged DNA binding
Source: RefSeq, a predicted model, not a curated record
ACAGAUGUUUUUGUGCUUACGCCAGAUUUGUAAAGAUUAUUGCGUGUAGACACAAAAUUGUAUAAAUAAUAGAAAAUUUGUACUAAGGUGUAAAUAAAUAAUUAAAAAUGGAAAAAAAGGCAGAUGGAACUGAUGAUAAUGUUUCUCCACCUAAACAAGCUAAGACAGAUUUUUCUUCUGCCUUUAGCGAACUGAAGAAGUCAGAAUUUUUUAAGGAAGAAUUGCCCGGCCCCUCUAAAUCUAAGGAUUCUACAAAAUACAGUAAUACACUGUUAGUUAGUUUAAAACAAAAAGGAAAUCCAUUGCUGAAAUUCUUAUCAAAUGUUCUCUGGGAAUAUUCAGAAAUUGUACCAGAUUACAUUAUGGGUAAAACUACUUGUGCCCUGUUCUUAUCGAUACGUUACCAUCAACUGAAUCCUGAUUAUAUCCAUGAACGUUUAAAGACACUGGGAAGCGCAUUCAACUUGAGAGUUCUCCUAGUUCAGGUAGAUGUGCCUGAACCUCAGCACGCUCUGAAACAUUUAACUAGGAUUUGUAUUCUUGCUGAUUUGACAUUAAUGCUGGCAUGGAAUGCAGAGGAUGCCGGCAAAAUUAUUGAAACCUAUAAGAUUUAUGAGAAUAAACCACCUGAUGCAAUUAUGGAUCGCAGUGAUACAGCACCAUAUCAGAAAUUAAGUAAUGCCUUGACAACAAUUAGAUCGGUGAAUAAGACAGAUGUCGUAACUCUCUUAUCAACAUUCGGAACAUUGAAAGAAAUAAUAAAAGCAGGACCAAAUAAGCUAGCCCUUUGUCCUGGUAUUGGAUUACAAAAAGCAGAAAGAAUUCACAAAACUUUGCACGAAUCAUUUUUGUAUUCAAAGCCGGUGAAGCAGUAGGAAUAGGAGGUCCAUAAUAAUAUGUCAAUUGAAACUUAUUUAUAGAUGUAUAUAUGUACAUAAGAAUGUUUUCAUAUUGUGUGAGA